CUGGUUUUGACAGUAAUAAUGAUCCAUAAAAAACUGUAUAGAGGUUUUUCUGCGAACUGUAUGAUUGAAUAAUAAAGCUAACUAUAGUUUUUUAUUUAGUCAAAACUGUAAUCCCAUAUUUAAACUUCAAAUAAAAGUUCAACCAUAUAUAUUAAAACUAUGGUAAUACACAUACCAAUAUUUAUGCCAAAAUAAAUGAUUCCUGCACUUGUACUAGCUGUAAUAAAAUAUAUUGAAGUAAUUGAUUGUUAGGCAUACUACAGUAUUACAGUAGUAAAUACUGUGGUAUAAUGUAACAGCACAAUUAAGUGUCAUUAUCAUUGUCAAACAUCUAAUGGGUUUCACUGCAGAACAAGUUUCAAAUAAAACAAGACUGUACUAGAAAGGACUUUUCAAGCAUCAUAUAUCAAGUGGAUUAUUAGUGGGUUAUGGGCCACCAGGCCUACAGUGGUGCUUCAUGUGAGUAAAAGUACAGUCACUGUAGACAAUCUCAAUUGCUUCCAGAUGUGGCUUCUUUAAUGUUUACUCGGGAAGUUACACAAUCAUAUAAACAGUAAUUGUGUGUGAUGUGUGUCGCUCUAGAGAUCCGCCUACAGCUGUGGCGCGCGCUGCUGACUCGCGUGAGAAGAGCGCAGACGGUCUGCGUCGCGGUCAUGAUGCGGCCGCUCAUCGCGUUUCUCGCGCUGUGGAUGCGGUGUCAGAUGUGCAGAUGUGAGUUUGAGCUCACUCUUCUCCACACCAAUGAUGUCCACGCGCGCGUGGAGGAGACGAACAAAGACUCCGGCAAAUGCAGCAGCACUAGUCCGUGUUUCGCCGGAGUUGCACGAAGACACACGAAGAUCCAAGAAAUUCGCCGCGCGGAGAAGAACGUGCUGCUGCUGGACGCGGGCGAUCAGUUUCAGGGCACCGUCUGGUUUAACUAUUAUAAAGGCGAAGAAGCGGCACAUUUCAUGAAUAAACUCGGAUACGAUGCCAUGGCCUUAGGAAAUCAUGAGUUUGACAACGGUGUGGACGGCCUUUUGAAUCCUUUCCUCAAGAAAGUGAACUUCAGUGUUCUCAGCGCGAAUAUCAAAGCUGAUGAAACAAUGGCUCCUCGCAUCAGCGGCCACUACCUUCCGUAUAAGAUCUUCACUGUUAACUCAGAGAAAGUGGGUGUUGUGGGGUACACGUCAGUGGAGACCCCCGCUCUCUCUUUACCGGGUCCUGCUCUUGUGUUUGAGGAUGAAGUCGCUGCUCUUCAGAAGGAAGUGGAUAAACUUACAACGCUGGGCGUUAAUAAGAUCAUUGCUCUCGGACAUUCUGGAUUUGAAGCCGACCAAAAGAUUGCAAAGCAGGUUCGAGGUGUGGAUGUUGUGAUCGGAGGACACACCAAUACUUUCUUGUGCACAGGACCUUCGCCCUCCAGUGAGGUUCCUGCGGGUAAGUACCCGUUCAUGGUGAAAUCAGACAACGGGCCUGAUGUUCCAGUGGUCCAGGCCUAUGCCUUUGGAAAGUAUCUUGGAUAUCUAAAAGUGACGUUUGAUUCCAAUGGAGUUGUAGUGAAGUCUUCAGGCAACCCAAUUCUACUGGACAGCUCUAUAGCACCAGAUCCGGUCAUUCAGGCUGAAGUGAAUUCCUGGAAGAAGAAUCUGGCCAAUUACUCUUCUCAAUAUGUGGGACAAAGUCUGGUGUAUCUCAACGGGUCUUCCGAGGAGUGUCGAUUUCGGGAAUGUAAUAUGGGAAACUUGAUAUGUGACGCCAUGGUCCAUACCAACAUCAAAUACGCUGAUGAAAAGCAGUGGAAUCACGUCAGUUCUUGUAUUCUCAACAGCGGUUCCAUUCGGUCGCCAAUAGACGAGAGAAACGGAAAUGGUUCAAUCACAAUGGAAGAUCUGAUGUCUGUGUUGCCGUUCGGUGGAACGUUUGAUCUGGUACAGCUGAACGGAUCUGCACUGAAAAAGGUUUUCGAGCAUUCGGUCAGCAGGUAUGGAGAAAGCACUGGACGCUUCCUUCAGGUCUCAGGUUUUCAGGUGGUGUAUGAUUCAUCCAAACCGUCAGGACAGCGUGUUAAAAGUGUGAAUGUGCUGUGCACCGACUGUCGAGUUCCCCGAUAUGAGUCGCUUGACCCAAAGAAGAUUUAUAAACUGGUGAUGCCCUCUUAUCUGGUGAAUGGAGGAGACAACUACACCAUGAUCCAAGAACUGAAACUCAAACACGACAGCGGUGAUCUGGAUAUAGCAGUUAUCGCCAGUUACAUCACAGAGAGAAAGAGAGUUCAUCCGGCGGUGGAGGGACGAAUUCAGUUUGUCAGUUCUGCUGUUGGACAGCGAGGAUCUCUCCUGCUCCUGAUGUGGUCCUUCUGUCUCAUGUUUCUCUAUUAAACUAGACCUUUUUUGGUGGACAAGCUUGUGAAAUGACGUGGAUGUGUAGCCAUAAAUAAUCCAAAGUAUAAUUAGCGUCAUAGAAAGAGACAUUUAUAAUAAACACUGUGAGGAUUAACAAAACAUUAGUGAGGAUUUAAGAGCAACAUUGCUCAUUUAAUUCAUCUUAUUAUUAGGGGAUACACAGGGAUCUGUGUGCAUGCCAGAACUGAAUUCAAUUAUUUGCGCAAGUAGAUUACACACAAAGUCGAUACAAAGGCAUGAAUUGGGAGACGUGAUUGCCGCGAACCUGCGAUAUUCACCUCAGUCGCAUCUUCAGCACUAGUUUAGCAGAAAAUUCACGCAAAGAGAAAUUCAAAGCUUCAGUAAGAGUCCAAUGUUUAUGAACAAUUUAAUUGUAUGUGAGAUUUUAAAAACAAGUAUAUUUUAUAAACAAGGUACAAAUGAAGCAGAUAUAUUAAAAGUUAACUUUUAUUACUUUUAUUUACUAAAGCCAGAACAUUUACAAAAUACAUUUUCAGGGGUUUGCACACGUCUCCUACUGUUAUGAAAUCACAUCAAAUGUAGCACAAUGUUUCAUGUUUUUUAAGGGUUUUACUUUCUGUAAAUGUCUGAAAGGACAAUGUCUCUGUCACGUUAGAUCACUGUAGUGUGUUAAAUAAAUGCUGUUUUAGCCAA
Molecule: messenger RNA, 3038 nt
Organism: Triplophysa dalaica
Lineage: Eukaryota; Metazoa; Chordata; Actinopteri; Cypriniformes; Nemacheilidae
Gene: nt5e
Product: 5'-nucleotidase, ecto (CD73)
Exons: 9
Coding region: 567-2360 (597 amino acids)
Biological process (GO): AMP catabolic process
Cellular component (GO): plasma membrane
Molecular function (GO): nucleotide binding; 5'-nucleotidase activity; metal ion binding
Source: RefSeq, a predicted model, not a curated record